AUGGUUUCUCGAAGGCCCGGCAGAGCCGUGAAGGCAAAAAGCCCCUCAGCAAAUAUGGUGGCGCGAUCACUGACACCAAUACCUGCCACGACUGUGGCAUCUGAAGUUGCAAGAGCAACGCGUCCGUCUGCCUCAGCAGACGCAACACCCGCAGCAGGAAUACCAGCAGCAUCAGUAUCCACUGGGCACUCGCCCGUAGCGGCGGGGCCGGUAGCAGGACCCCGUUCAGCCUUACCCUCAUGGCACAUGGGGCCCAUUGCCUGGUCAUGGAUUCCUGGAGUCUGUGGCUCUUGUGGAGCUCCCACCUCCUGCUGGACUUGCGUGAAUGCAGGCCCUCCAUGGCUGCCUAAGGACCCUCAGGCCCGUUUGCACUUGAGGCUGUUGUGGGGAUUUUACGCAUCUUCUCUUCCUAGCAGCUGUGCUUCCAUGCGAGAAGCCCUGCGAGUGGGCGCCAUUUCAGCCUUGAGAGCAGAUGCAGCUUUGCUGUCUCUCAUUUCCAGAGGUCUAGGCUUUACUGCCUUGUCCCUCUCUGCACGACGACUUGCUGAAGCCUGCGACGUUCAGGAUACUGGAGGCUCCAACCCAGCCUGGGGGCUUGAACGCUCACGAGCAACUGUUGAGGAGCUCGUGAAAAGCUCGCAAGUAGAUCCGGGGGAAGUACGGGCUGAAGACAAGCCGAGUCAGAGCGUAGUAGAUCAGGACGCUGUGCAGCAACACCCCCAAGAUCGUGGUAUUUACACCCGCGAGUCAAUAGAGGGGAAGACCCCAGACUCGAAUUUUACGUGCGAAGUUUCCCCAGUGCAGGGUGUUGCCACCGCUCGCUCUGAAAACCAUGACCGAACGUUGGCAUCAACGGACACUCAAGAAGCGCCAAAGAAAGAAAGUUCGAUUAACCCCACGCUCAUACGUACUGAAGCCUUAGCGGGCUCAACUGCACCUGUCACAAAAUCUGCAGUGCUGCAGCGUCACCUGGACAGCGGUUUGCAGCAGUCCAACCAAGAGCUUCAACAGCACCAGCAAGUAACCCAAGCACACCACGUGCAGGAUCACGCAAUCUUGAGCCCUUCUCCAGAUUGCAACCCUGUUUUUGCGGCUCUGGCUGUCUGCCUCUCGGACCUGCAUGCAGCACAAUCCAAACUUGCACCUUUGUUCCAAGACGAUAUGGCGGCGGCUGCUGCCGCUGCUGAAGUCGUUGCUGGUCACAGUGCUGGAGACGAGGAAAAGCUGCCACAGAUGAUUACGCCAGAGAAGCACCAAAACCAUUCGACAGUCUCCGCAGCCACGUUUGCCGCAACAGCUUUAGCAGGCGCUCUCAAGACAGGCUAUGCACUUAGUCUGGCAGUUCUUCCUCACGCCUUUAUGGGGGGUUGGAUGUGCUGGCCUCUGCGAUCGGCAGCUGCUUUAAGAAGGGCUGCUGCAGUCGGAGUCAUGCAGCAGUUUCACGACGAGAGUGCUGCAGCAGAGGCGGCAGGAUCAGGCACACCAACAGGAGUCGCAGCCACAGUCCUUGGGCAAGCCCUGAAGUGCUGGGGAGGCGGUCUUCGAUUUCAACCUAAUCCAUGCACUUCCCCCCAAGCUGUGUCGACCGCGUGCCUAGGUUCCCUCGAGUUUCCAGGGGGGCCCUCGGUUCGCAACGGGUUGGACAUCCCGGGCAGGUCCUCUAGAGAGGCCUCAAAGGGUUUUCGGAGGAGCACUCCAUUUAAACAGGCUACCUGUGGUGCUGCAGCAACCCGCGCUGCAGCGGCAGGCGCAGCUGCGGCUGCUGCUACCGCUUCGUGGGGGGCUGCGGCUGCAGUGCCCCCAGUGAAGCCCCCUCUGAGGCAGAUACGCCAUGUGUCUUUCCAAACAGGAAACGACACUCCCUCUAGCGACACACCCCGAAUGAGACAAAGCUCGAAUGGCUGCCUCCUGGCCCAAGCAACGGGAUCUGCCAUAAGGCGGCACGCCAGUGCCCAUUUAGUACACUCUCAGAAGACCGCUUCACGGAUAAAUACUUCCCAGGAACACCGAGUCAGCUGCUUGGCAGAAACCUCUAGGCUGGCUUCACUGAGGCACACUUCACCCUCAGCAGGCACUGCAAACACGCUCCAAAGCAGAUUGAGCGCGCGCCCAGUUGGCUGUGAAGAAUUUCAGGAAAAUCCCUUAAAGGCUUCGCACCUGGACGAUUGCACUUAG
Molecule: messenger RNA, 2175 nt
Organism: Cyclospora cayetanensis
Lineage: Eukaryota; Apicomplexa; Conoidasida; Eucoccidiorida; Eimeriidae
Exons: 4
Coding region: 1-2175 (724 amino acids)
Source: RefSeq, a predicted model, not a curated record